This is a messenger RNA of Coccinella septempunctata (seven-spotted ladybird), 1711 nucleotides long. It is a transcript of the gene mms4, whose product is annotated as crossover junction endonuclease EME1. Gene Ontology annotation, cellular component: Holliday junction resolvase complex; nucleus. Gene Ontology annotation, molecular function: DNA binding; nuclease activity. The transcript is spliced from 7 exons. Bases 112 to 1614 code for a protein of 500 amino acids. The record is from RefSeq and is a predicted model, not a curated record. NCBI's taxonomy places the organism in Eukaryota, Metazoa, Arthropoda, Insecta, Coleoptera, Coccinellidae. Gene Ontology annotation, biological process: replication fork processing; double-strand break repair; resolution of meiotic recombination intermediates.
UCAUAGAACAUCAUAUACAAAAAUUUGAAUUACAAAAGUUCUUAUUUGCUUCGGGUUCGACUGAAUAUUCAUUAUUUUACUGAGGAAUUUGUAUAUGUUCGUUUUUCAAGUAUGGAAACUGAAAUUUUGGAAAUUUCAAGUGAUAGUAACGAAACGACAAUAGAAUCUUCAGUCCCAGAGUUGAAAACUGAAUGUUCAAAGCUCCCAUCUAAAAGAGAUGACGAUUUAGACUAUCUUUUCAAUAAAUAUCUGGGGGACAGGAAGAGAAAACACGACGAUACUACUGAAACGAAUUUAUUUGCAUGUGACUCCAAUACAAAACCCAGCGAUGGGUUGAACUCACAUAAUCCAUUGAAGAAUAAACUAGAAUGUGUCUCUUCCGAUGAUGAUGAUUCUGCACAGUGUUCAAACAACAAAAAGAUAGCAUCUACUGAUACUAUGACAACUAUGACUAAGUUUUCGAUAUAUGAUUCAACUGAAACUGAUGACUUAAGUGUUAAAUAUAAUAAAACUACUACCAAAGAGAAACAAAAAUUAGAGAAAGAGGCUCAGCGUCUGGAAAAGUUGAGAUUGAAAGAACUCAAAAAAGAGGAAGAUAAAAGAAAUAAAGCAUUGAAAGACGCCCUCGCUAAUCAUUACAGAAAUAUGAAACCUGAAAACUGUAUUAAGUUUGUAAAAGUAGAAAUAGAUACAAGUUUAACUACAGAACGUUUCUUUCAACGCAUUGUAAAAGAGCUUCAGGAUAACGGAAUUUCUUACGCUACUAUAUCCCAUGAGAUACCCUCGAUUGUCACUUGGAAAACACAAUUGAAUUCCCAUAUUCUUGAUAGUAACGCACAGUUGAUUGAUGCUUCCAACGGAUUCGAGAUAAAUGAAGUGUUACUUGUCAUAAAGUGGAAUGAUUUUUUAGUACAUGUACAUGAUGAAACUUUUAUUUCAUUCAUAGAAAAUAUUUAUACGAUUCUGGUAGGAAAGAGAGUCACACUAUGUAUUUACGGAUUGGGAAAUUACUACCAGUAUCAGAAACGGAAAAAAAAUCGCGAAUUUAAGGGAGACAUUACAAAUACAGCGCCUAAAUCUUAUAAGGACGACAGGAUAUAUGGAAAAGCCCCAACAGUUUCAAGAAGAACCGUCGAGUACAUCCUCACAGAAGUGCAGCUAAUGUUCUCGAUAUCGCACAAAAUGGUGGAAACAGAACAGGAAAUAGCCUCUUUUAUUUUCCAAAUAACCAAAUCGAUUGCUCAAGCACCUUACAAGAAAGAAAAGUUGGAAAAAUUCAGCCAGUGCAAAUGGUUCUUAUCGGAAGAUAACAGAAACUGCAUUAAAGUCGAUAAGAACGGAAAUGGGUUGCCGAGACUGUGGAAACAAGUUAUAUGCACCUUUCCGCUUGCAUCGCUUGAAACGGCAGAGGCAAUAGCAGCUGUUUAUCCAACUCCGUCCAGUCUUUUCGAGGCAUACAAACUGCUGAAUAACGCCGAAGGUGAAAAACUUCUACAAGAUAUCCCCAUAAGGAGGGCAGCCGGACCCAUAACCACGAUGAGAAAAAUAGGUCCAGAAUUGAGUAGAAAAAUAUACAACUCGUUCAAUUCCCUCGACCCAAACAAGUCGUUGUAACAAAGUAUCUUCCAACAAUAUCAUUUAUUUUUCAACGAUACAAAAAUUUUAUUUCCUUAUCUACAUUUUUCUUCACAAUAUAACAAAUAUCAUUAAA